Molecule: messenger RNA, 1294 nt
Organism: Nezara viridula (southern green stink bug)
Lineage: Eukaryota; Metazoa; Arthropoda; Insecta; Hemiptera; Pentatomidae
Source: the annotation of a GenBank genome assembly
GAACCACUACAAAUAUUAUCUUCCGAAGUUAUUUAAAUAUCGAAAAUAUCUUUGAUUACUCUGUCAAUUGUUAAUUUCUUAAUUUAUACUAAAUGAAAAUUAAUAUGAUAUAGAAAUGGACCAGGAAAUAGAUCAGGAAUUAGCUAAAAGAAUGUUGGUUGAGGGAGCAACUAUGAUUUUCUUGGAUGUUCCAGUUGGGACAGAAUUUGGAAUUGACUUAAAAUCAUGGAACACUGGAGAUAAAUUUAAAGGAGUGAAAAUGAUUCCUCCAGGAAUUCACAUAAUUCAUUAUAGUACAAUAGGUAAAUAUGGUGACAUAUCCCCAAAAGUUUCAUUUAUGCAUAAUUUUAAGAAACAUGAAUUUCUUGUUAAAAAAUGGGACCUUGAUGCUGAAGACGUCAGUAGUGAAUGCAUUAAAAAUGAAGAAAUAGAACGGUUUAAAGCCAAUUUAUUUGAAUUAGACAAGUUUUUAGGACCAUAUCCUUUUGAUACAUGGCCUCAAUGGAAGAAACUUUCAAAUCAUUUAUCAGAGUCACUUCUUGAGCGUUUAAAUCCAGAAAGUGGACUUAUAAGAUCAGCUCUAGAACUAGUAAAAGGAGAACCUAAAAUUGAGAGAAGGUCAAGAGGACGAACGAUUGAAGAGAAAGAAGAAGAACUUUUACCAAAACUUGUACCUAAAGAAGGGAGUAAUAUAAGAAUGACCCCUUUGCCUGAAGCUUACCCAGAAGGUUGCAGUCCUGCAGAAAUUACUAUGCAUUCCAUGGACAGCACUUAUACUCUUGAGAAAAUCAUUUCGCAGUUUAACAAUGAAAUGGAUCUAUUAGGAGAGUUGCAGUUUUUGUUUAUUAGUUUUCUGGUUGGCCAGUCACUUGAAGCUAUGGAAUCAUGGAGGACAUUAUUUAGAACUCUUUGUAAAGUUAGAAGUGGUCUAGUUAGAAGAAGAGGGUUGUAUUCAGCAUUUCUAAAGGUACUGGAAACCCAGUUAAUUUUUAUCCCAGAAGACUUUCUGGUCGACAUAGUUGCUUCAAAUAACGUAAUUUAUUCUAGUCUUCGAGAUCUUUUCCGUUCAAUGAAAGAAGAAUCAGUUGUUGAGCCAAGGCUAAAAUGUGAGGCUGAACAUCUGAAAGAAAGAUUAACACACAAAUUUGGUUGGGAUUUUGAAGACCUUGAAGAAGAAGUUGGAGAUGAAGCUCCAGUGAUUGUUGACUUAUAAGAUGUGUGACUUAAUUUUAUUAAUGUACUCCUUUUUUAUUGUUUUUAAAAUCAAUAAUAAAUAAAACAUAGUUUUAUUGUU